AUGUCACUCACCUUGCAAACUCCGUCCUCUGCUGCUCUCUCUUCUGCAUCUUCCAUUCACAGAACAACAACAAGAUCCACGUUCUCCUUCUCGCUUCGUUCCACGCUUUCCCCCACAACUCUCCAUUUCAAGUCCCACAGGUGCCUCUCUCAUACUCGCGCUUCCGCUUCUUCUAUCAAUACCGUUUCCACCAAUGAACUCGAUGCCGUGUCCGCCUUCAGCGAGAUCGUCCCCGACACCGUCGUCUUCGAUGAUUUCCAAAAGUUUCCUCCAACUGCUGCUACUGUCAGUUCAUCGCUUCUCUUGGGAAUAUGUGGCCUUCCAGACACUGUUUUUAGGAAUGCUGUGGAAAUGGCUUUGGCUGAUUUUGAGUGUUAUGGAAUUGAAAAUUCUAAAGCGCGACUGUCUUGUUUUGUCAACAAGGCUUUCGCAAAUGUGGGUAGUGACAUGGCAAAGCUUGUUCCUGGCCGUGUUUCCACGGAAGUGGAUGCUCGGCUUGCUUAUGACACACACGCCAUUAUCAGGAAGGUGCAUGACCUGUUAAAGUUGUACAAUGAUAGCAAUGUACCUCCACAACGUCUAUUGUUUAAAAUUCCUUCAACUUGGCAAGGAAUAGAGGCUGCAAGCUUGCUGGAAUCUGAAGGCAUACAAACACAUUUGACCUUUGUCUACAGUUUUGCUCAAGCCGCUGCUGCAGCUCAAGCAGGUGCAUCUGUUAUUCAAAUUUUUGUUGGUCGCAUAAGGGAUUGGGCACGUAAACAUUCUGGCGACACAGAGAUAGAAUCUGCCCAGCUAAGAGGAGAGGAUCCAGGGCUGGCAUUGGUGACGAAAGCUUACAAUUAUAUCCACAAAUAUGGACAUAAGUCAAAGUUGAUGGCAGCAGCAGUUCGCAACAAACAAGAUCUAUUUAGUCUUCUGGGGGUUGACUAUAUCAUAGCUCCUUUAAAGGUAUUGCAGUCUCUCAAAGAAUCUGUUGCUUCUCCUGACGAGAAGUAUUCUUUUGUUAGGAGGUUAUCCCCUCAGUCUGCUGCACAGUACACAUUUAGUGAUGAAGAGCUUGUUAAAUGGGACAAAGAUAGCCUGGCAAAUGCCAUGGGGCCUGCAGCUUUGCAGCUUCUGGCUGCUGGACUGGAUGGCCAUGCUGAUCAAGCAAAGCGGGUGGAAGAUUUAUUUGGGAAAAUUUGGCCACCACCAAAUGUAUGA
This is a messenger RNA of Sphenostylis stenocarpa, 1203 nucleotides long. The record is from the annotation of a GenBank genome assembly. Lineage: Eukaryota; Viridiplantae; Streptophyta; Magnoliopsida; Fabales; Fabaceae.